This is a messenger RNA of Spodoptera exigua (beet armyworm), 2711 nucleotides long. The record is from the annotation of a GenBank genome assembly. Lineage: Eukaryota; Metazoa; Arthropoda; Insecta; Lepidoptera; Noctuidae.
AGAACAUCGGACGGGCGGGCGUGUGUAGGAUGGAUCGCUAACGACACCAGCAGUUUUUUUCAUUCCGCCUUCUAGCAGUGUUUGUUUAUUACCUUCCGGCACAUUUUCCGUAAAUCCUUCUCGACCGUGGUGCUUUAUAAUUUUUAUUUUGGCGUUUAUUUUCUAUAUUAAACUUUAACGCCGUUCCGAUUUCACGUCGAGAAGGCGGCCGCCACAAGUUUGAAAGCGGCUUUUCAAGAGUAGUACACCUACUCGUUAUAAUUCUCAAUAUCGCUGUAUCAACGCAUCAAGCAAUCAGGAUGGUGAAGAAGGUUUCAGAAGAGAGUGUAGAUAGCGGUGUAGGCCGCUGCAGUAGCCAGUCGGGCAGUGAGCGCGAAUCGGACGAGAGCCCCCGUGGCAACGAGCCGUCAGCUCCCGUCCCCAUACCCGACAGUGAAGAUUUGCAGCGACGCAAAGAAGAGGCGCGCAGGAAGCGCCGCAGAAAGAAGCGUUCAGGGAGCUCCGUUGUCACGUCAUGUUUCCAAGACCUCUACAAGCUUACAGGGGAGGUUUUAGGCGAGGGCGCGUAUGCUUCGGUACAAACGUGCGUGAACAUCUACACGGGCCAGGAGUUCGCUGUGAAGAUCAUCGACAAAGUGCCGGGGCACGCCCGCGCCAGGGUGUUCCGUGAGGUGGAGACUUUCCACUACUGCCAGGGACACCCAAACAUAAUCCAGCUCAUUGAAUUCUUUGAGGACACAGACAAGUUCUACCUUGUCUUCGAGAAGAUCAACGGCGGUCAGCUCCUGUCUCGCAUACAGGAGCACCACUAUUUCUCAGAGCCGCAAGCGGCAGAGAUCGUGCGUGAGAUAGCGAACGCUUUACAUUUCCUCCAUGGUAAAGGUGUCGCACACCGCGAUCUCAAGCCGGAGAACAUAUUAUGCGUUCACCGUGAUAGAUUAUGCCCAGUGAAGAUAUGCGACUUCGAUCUUGGAAGUGGAAUAAGUUUCACUUCAAGCCUCGCAAGCCCGCUGGCGACCCCGCAGCUUAUGACGCCAGUGGGCAGCGCGGAAUUCAUGGCACCAGAAGUGGUGUCCCUAUUUGCGGGCUCAGCUGCGAAUCACUACGACAAACGAUGUGACCUGUGGUCGCUCGGAGUGAUCGCGUACAUCUUGUUGUGUGGCUACCCGCCCUUCCGGGCCGACUGCGGCUCCGACUGCGGCUGGGAGCGGGGAGAGAACUGCCGCGCCUGUCAGGAGCUGCUCUUCAAUUCAAUCCAGGAAGGGCGGUACACGUUCCCCGAGGAGGAGUGGUCGGAUAUAUCCAGCGAAGCUAAGGAUCUCAUCCGUCAGCUGUUGGUGCGCGAGGCUUCCCACCGCCUCAGUGCCGAGCGAGUGCUGUCUCACCCGUGGCUGCGUCGGGCCGACCCCCUCGCGCAUCAUCCGCAGUUGCAAACCUCUUUAAAUAUUAAACGCAAUAUGUCCGCGCGCAACCUGUCGAGUUUCGCGGAGUCGGCGAUGGCAGUGAACCGGGUGAUCCAGCAGCACUUCUCGAUGAACUACUCGUACAUGGAGCGGCCGGCGCGCGCGCUGCGCGGCAGCAAGUCGCAGACGGCGCGCGAGGGCUGCGGCGCGCUGGGCCUGUCGCCGCCCGCAGAGUCCGAGCUGCUGCGUCGCCGCCUGCACCCGGCCGGGGACGCGCUGCCCGUGCACUAGCCCCCCCACUCCUCCUCCCCCAUCGCCAGCCUGCCCGCAGUGAUAGAUAGCCGAUAGCUGCAACGAUACCCCGCUCCGCCGCUCCGCUGGUUGCCGCGGAUUUAUUUGAGCCUUUUAAAGAUAUAUUUUUAUGAGUAAACAAACGACUGAGUAGAUUUAUCGAUAUGUAGAGUAUUCGUGAGUUUAUGUUGAGCGCGGCGCUUGCGCCGAGGGACCGGCGACGGUCGAUAAAAAUCGUAUUAUACCGAGAUAGUUCCGCCGAUCUACGUACUUUACGUCUGAGUCGAUUACGGGAUGAAAUAUUUUAUGUUUUGGAUUUAUAAAAUCCGCGUUUCGAAAUUGAGCUUAUGUAUUCGUGUAAUCGCCUUUAGUUUGUGGCCUAUCCUUUGCAAUAAAUAGAAAUUAUGUAAUUUUUUGAUGGCGUUUUUGGAUACUAGUCUGUUUAUGUGAUUGUUUUUUUUGCAUUUUUACCAACGAUGGAAAACCACAUCUCAUUAAUUAAGAUUGAAUCAACCUAAUAUUUAUAUAAGAGAGAUAAGGGCAAUAUGUGACAUUAUUCCGAGAGGUGCAAGUGGAUGGUUAGUAGCUCGUAUUACUUAGAUCGUGGCACUUGUGAGCUGAACUGAAUGCAAUGUCAUGUAUGACUCGAGCUGUGUUGGUACAUAUGUUAAGUGUUGCAUGGGGUUCCAUGGAGCUGCCAUAACUUUGUGAUCAGUUUGAAUACUUUUAUAUUGCUGAAAGAAUGAAGUGUUGAUAAUGUUAAGAGUAGACCUGCUAGACUGUAACCCUGCGUACAACGUUGAUUGGAGAAAGGUUCACUAAGCACACUUGUUUCAUCGUUAUUCUUUACAGAUACACAAAUUUUAUUAUAUAUUUUUCAAAUGUAAAUUUUGAUUAUAUUAAGUAUUAGAUACUACUAUUGUGAUCCGGUGGCUUUAUCCAAUCAAUUCUAAACUUUACUUACGCAAUACUUUGUUAAAAUUUUGUUUUCGACUAAAUCAUUGAUAUGAAUUAUCA